GUCGCUCUCAGUUUUUCUCCGUGGAGGAGGGAACUGAGCGACGUGAGCACUGAAAUUUGACCUUGCCUUACGAGAAAUCUUCAUUUGACAGUGAGUGGACGCGUUAAGAGGAUACUGUUGCUCUGCAGUUGGCUCACCAUAACUGUGAAAGAGGGGGAAAGUCAAUAAACAGGCUGACUGACCUUGUGUUUGGGUUUGUUGUUUGUGAUAAGCUGUUUAUUUUAGAUUUUUUUAAAAAAAAUCCCCGUCAUGAACAUGGAUGAGGACAGCAAAGUACCUGAAGAUCUCUCUCUAGGAGAAAGAGAUGAAUUGUCCAACAUUCGACGAAGGAAAAAAGAAUUACUUGAUGACAUUGAACGGUUAAAGUUUGAGAUUGCUGAAGUGAUGACAGAGAUUGAACAUUUAACAUGCAUGGGAGAGACAAAGACCAGUCAGCGGAAAAAACAGAUGGCUAUUGGAAGAAAGAAAUUCAAUAUGGAUCCUAAAAAGGGUAUCCGGUUUCUUUUGGAUAAUGACCUUUUGCAACACACACCUGAGGACAUUGCACAGUUCCUAUACAAAGGAGAGGGCUUGAAUAAAACAGUCAUCGGAGAUUAUUUAGGGGAAAGGGAUGAUUUUAACAUCAGCGUUCUGCAGGCCUUUGUGGAACUUCAUGAGUUUGCGGACCUCAACCUAGUGCAAGCUUUACGGCAGUUUCUCUGGAGCUUCAGACUCCCGGGUGAGGCUCAGAAGAUUGAUCGGAUGAUGGAAGCUUUCGCAUCGCGAUAUUGCCAGUGCAACCCAGGCGUCUUCCAGUCCUCAGACACGUGCUAUGUCCUGUCAUUCUCCAUCAUUAUGCUCAAUACCAGUCUGCACAACCCCAAUGUCAGGGACAAGCCCACUGCUGAGAGAUUCAUCUCUAUGAACCGUGGCAUCAAUGAAGGUGGUGACCUGCCAGAGGAGCUGCUCAAGAAUUUAUACGAAAGCAUUAAAAACGAGCCCUUCAAGAUCCCUGAAGAUGAUGGCAAUGAUCUGACGCACACGUUCUUCAAUCCAGACAGGGAAGGAUGGCUGCUGAAGCUAGGAGGAAGAGUGAAGACGUGGAAAAGGAGAUGGUUCAUUCUCACUGAUAACUGCUUGUAUUACUUUGAAUAUACAACAGACAAAGAGCCUCGAGGGAUCAUUCCACUGGAGAACCUCAGCAUAAGAGAGGUGGACGAGCCAAGAAAACCAAACUGUUUCGAGCUCUACAACCCAAGACAUAAAGGUCAGGUGAUCAAGGCGUGCAAAACAGAGGCAGACGGAAGGGUUGUAGAGGGGAACCACGUGGUGUACAGAAUAUCAGCACCUACUCCUGAGGAGAAAGAGGAGUGGAUCAAAUCCAUCAGGGCCAGCAUCAGCAGGGACCCUUUCUACGAGAUGCUGGCGAGCAGAAAGCGGCGGGUCGCCACUAAGAAGUGACAGCAGGAUGACCUUUGCCAGGUGCUGAUCUCUACCAGAGAGUCUAUUGUCUGCUCAUCUACAGGGGAGCGUAUUAAAUCACGCCGGAACCUGAAGGAGGUUAGCUGCAAGACACAGAGACCUCCACUCCGAGCAUCACAGACUCUCAGCAAUAAAACACUUCAUGGUUGGUGCAUACUUUUAAUGUGGUAAUCUGCAGCAAAGCUUCAGUAUUCGUCAUUUUCUGGUGAGAAAAUUGACAAAAUGGACAUUUCCUUGUGGUACAUUUUUUCAGGAUAGCUGUGAUUUUAACACAGUCUCUCUCCUACUGUAUGUACACCAAUAUAAACUCUGGAGGCUCAGCACCAGAAUGAAACACACCGACACUGCUGAGAGUCAGUACCACACUGCCCUCUAUUGAUCAAUUGCAGGAAUUACCACACAUUCAUACUAAUAUUAUUUUGUAGAAUUGAACUCAUUUACAUACUCUCUAUUUACCUCAGAAUUGGGAUUUUGAUAACAGUGCAAAGUGGUCAAAAUCAUUUUUAGGGACCACAAUUUUCUGCAAUUUGCCCUUGGGGGUGUCGGCUUUUACAGUAAAUGAAUUAUACCAUUAUUUAAAAUGAUUGUAUUAUCACAGAUGUAUCAUGAGACCAAAAUCAGCAGGACUGAUUAUGUAGAGUUUUGCAAUACUACUAUACUGAACUGUUUUGAAAAGUCAUAUAGAAAAAUGAAGGGUGUUUCUGUUAUGUCUCUGAUGCUUUAAAUGUUUCAAGUGAAACUAAGACUUUGGUUACAUGAUUUUAUUAUAAUAAACUAUUUAUUUUACCCCAAUUGUCCCAGGACUAGUUAACUCUGACUUCCCCCUAAAUCACAGAAUAAAAAUAGGCCAUUUAUUUGAGUUACGAGUAUUUUCAUUAAUAUUAAACAGCAAACAAUGCUUGCAAUUUUUUUUUUUUUUAAAUAAAAAAUGUGAAUGUCUACGGUGAACUAAAAUUCAGCAAGUGAUAAAUAAAAUGGAAAUUCUAAGAAUAAUUUUUAAAAAUGGUAUUGUAUUAACUGUUGCACAGCAAAGACAGACAAAGCUUUUCUUUUUUUUUUUUUUUUUUAUCCAAAAGGCAAGAAUAAACCUCACCCUGUACAAAGCCACACACUCAACCCAUCGUCACAUACAUAUCCAUUCAUCCCAACGCAAAUCUGUAAACAUACUGAGAAAAUAUUACAAUUGUAGACGUUAAGGCCUAUUCCCUCUCAAUUAAUAUAGAAUGUACAACGUAGAAUUUUUGGACAUGCUACAGUAAAAUGUAGGAUUUGAAUAUAACCAUUUUCACUUAUUUUUGUCAAAAAAAAAAAAAAAAAAAAAAAAAGUGGUGUUGUGGGGGGGUAUUUUAGAGCAUGGCCUACAUUAUGCUGAGUGGUAUUUCUAAAAGAAGUGUUUAUACUGAACUCCUGAUACAGGAUUGCAAACAAAUAACUGAUAGUACAGUUGAACUUAAAUUCACAGUAUUUGUAACACGAAAAAUAAAGAUUAAAAACCUACGCACAAAAUAAUCCACAGCCAUACAUGAUCUAAUGCAAUGUACAUUUUUCCUAUGUGAAGAAAAUUGGACAAGACCAUAUAUAAUGCCAUUAGAUAGGUCCUGGAGUUUUACAGUCUCGAGUUUAAAAGAAAUGAUAAAAAUGGGGAAAGUAAAAUGUCAGAAAAUGUCAAGUGUGUCCAGGUUAACUGUGGUGUAAGUGCACACAAAGCACUCGUAAUAUCCAUUCCGUUGAGAUUUUAAACAGAAAUGUGACAUCGGUGACAUCAUAGCUUGCAGUCAGGAGGCAGUCUUUCCACUUUUUAUGCAGCAUUUUAGUUCACUUUUUUCCAUCAUUCCCAGGUACGCAUCCUUAAAGGGAGAAUGUGUGUCAUCUUCACAAGUGAGAAAGUCCUGAGUCUAUGUCUGAGCAGCAGUUUUGAUGUUAAAGCUCCAGGCUUCUUCUUCCAGGUUAAGUGUGUAUAUAUAUAUAUAUUUAUAUUUUUUUUUUUACAUUUUUCCAUUGAGUUUUUCUUCAAAGUUCAGCUGUAUAGCAUGGUAAAAAAAAUCCUUAACCCUAAAAAAAAAAAAAAAAAUUUAAAGCAUUUUUGUUGCAAAAAAUACAUUAUGUCUUUAUUGAAUAAAGCACCUUUACAAUA
Molecule: messenger RNA, 3595 nt
Organism: Ictalurus punctatus (channel catfish)
Lineage: Eukaryota; Metazoa; Chordata; Actinopteri; Siluriformes; Ictaluridae
Gene: cyth3a
Product: cytohesin 3a
Exons: 13
Coding region: 250-1440 (396 amino acids)
Biological process (GO): regulation of ARF protein signal transduction
Molecular function (GO): guanyl-nucleotide exchange factor activity
Source: RefSeq, a predicted model, not a curated record